AUGGGACGCGUCAAGGCUGAAUAUCCGCUGUGGAAAUGCCACCGCACCGAAGCUAAAGCAGGUAGUGCAAAGUCCGCUUUACCUGGUGUUAGCGCAGUCUUGACUGACGAGACAAAGGCAGAAAUUAGUGAGCAAAUUUCGCAGGCGACUACACUUGCAGACGUCUGGGGACUGACAGGGCUUGUGGGAAACCCAGACUCAGAAGAAUCUGUCGCUUUUGAUACAUCCACAGAACCAAUCAUUGACAGUGACGGUACAGAGGAAUACCUCAAAGAUCCGGAUUUUUCUUCUAUGGUAAACGCGUACUGGACGUGGCCGUUCAGCCCUGACAAUCGCGGCGUGUAUGUGACUUAG
Messenger RNA from Phytophthora nicotianae INRA-310, 354 nucleotides. RefSeq lists its product as hypothetical. Bases 1 to 354 code for a protein of 117 amino acids. The record is from RefSeq and is a predicted model, not a curated record. Lineage: Eukaryota; Oomycota; Peronosporomycetes; Peronosporales; Peronosporaceae. The transcript has a single exon.